UUAUUUUGUUUUGAAAAUUUUAUUUAAAGAAAAAACACCAAGUGUACCUUGCCUUAGGAAGCGCUCACAUUUGGUAUUUGUUGUUUUUACCUAGAACCCUGGGGAGGCCACAUCCUGCCCGCAGCCUCCAGAAAGCUCAAAGCGGGCUGCCCGCAGGCCCCCUGCCCUGGGGCAGAGCAGCUGUCCCUGGGCCCCACGUGGACGCUUUGGUGGUGCGGGCAUUCUUGACCCACUGACCCUGCCUCUCCGGGCAUCAGCGCGUUUUCUCAGUUCCAUGUGGAGGCUUGCUUCAACUUGGCCUUCAGAGCCCUCCCCACCUGGCCCUGUCUAGCCUGCCCUGGCCACAGGCAGACACACGGUGCCACCAUGCUGCUCCUUGCCUCUUCUCCAAAGACCUGCUGGCUGCUCAGUGCCCAGCUCAUGUUAGUGACCUCCUUUGGGAAGCCUUCCCUGAUGCUUCCCAGCGACUUGCCAGCGUCCCCGGCUCCAUCCCCAUGUCCCAGUGGCACUCCAUUCAUGCGUGUUAUGACCGCUGCCGCCUGCCCCGACCCCCAGGCUGCACGCGGGGCAAGAACCCAGCCUCUCUCCCCAGCGCCCCGGUGCCCACCUGCGUGCCCAGGCUGUGCCCCCUGUCCUUUGGAGAAGGAGUGGAGUUUGACCCCUUACCAUCGAAGGAAGUAAGGUAUACCUCCUUGGUCAAGUACGACUCGGAGCGGCACUUCAUCGACGACGUGCAGCUGCCACUGGGCCUGGCGGUGGCCUCCUGCAGCCAGACAGUCACCUGCAUCCCCAACUGCACGUGGCGCAACUAUAAGGCUGAGGUGCGCUUCGAGCCGCGCCACAAGCCUACGCGCUUCCUCAGCACCACCAUCGUCUACCCCAAGUACCCCAAGACCACCUACACCACCACCCUGGAUUACAACUGCCGCAAGACGCUCAGGAGGUUUCUGUCCAGCGUGGAACUGGAAGCCUCGGAGUUCCUGGGCACCGAAGACCUCUCCGACGAAUGCUGACUCUAGCGGGCCGGGCUGGGGUUGGCCCCAGAGCGCCCUGGUCAGGUUGGGCGACGCGGCCCUUGCAUGUCAUUCCAGCCCCCCGAGGCGUCCAACCUAGAGAUACCUCUAAGCCCAGCCUGGGGAAGGCAAAAAAAAAAAAAAAAAUCACUGCAUUUCAUAAUGAUCGAGAUAUUUGGUUUUUGUUGUUGAAUUUUCAAGUUGUUUUUAAAAGGAGGCGAUUUCCUGGUUUGCCGUUGCCUGCUUUCCCCGGAGUCUCAGUCGGAUGAGAAAAUGAAAAGACCACUAGGACAGAAGGAAGUGGUAGCAGUGUGACAUAGGGAGGGAAGGAGAGAGAGCUCGUCUUCCCUUGGCCGGUUUGUCUGGGGAGAGUGAGGAAAAAGUCCCUGGGAUGGAAACAGUGAGUUUUGAGAGAUCUCAGCCACAGGUGUCUUCUUCACUGCCACAGAAGCAGUGCCAACUCAGUCAACUGUGACACCCAUCUGGGUCCAAUCUGGAAUUCUGAGUUCCAUUCCAUCUUUUAGUUCCAUUUCCAUUUGUGUUUCCUGCUAACCAAAUCUGUCGAAAUUCUCUAAAUCUUUCUCAUGAUAUCAAAAAGCCCCAAACCACAAUAUAUGAUGCCUUUAAAAAGAGAAAAAUAGGGUCCACCCUGUCCUGGAGCGCUUCUGGAAGGUCGGAUCAGCGGGUGGCCGGGUGUUGGAGCCGUGGCGUUGGCCGGAGUUCCAAGCACGGGCUCUGGCAGAGAGCCUCGGACCCUGGGCAUCUGGUUCCCGCCUCCACAGGCUUGUGCGACUCUCCUGAUAAGUAUUUUGGGGUUUCUAAAUACUUUCCCUUCUUUGCAUAAGGGAAAAUGCAGCGCAGGGCUCUGUCGAGAGAAACGGCGCCUUAAAAGAAUGCUUUGCAAAAACACUUUCUGGGCCUCCGGGAGUGGGGGGACGGGAAGCGGUCGCCCUGAUGGAGACCUGGCAGCUGGAGCUGUCGCUGGUGACCGGGUUCAUCAGGAGGGGUGCCUGAUUGACUCCUUCCUAGGAUGGCGGUGGUGUCAGCGUCGCAGGGUGGUUCUGCCAGAGCCUGUGCUUGGAACGUCCGACCCAAAACACCGCAGGGAAGUCUGCGCCGCUCACCCCAGUUAACCUAAGGUGGAUUCUCGGAACAGGGAAUGAUGUCGCCGCAGUUCAGACUCCAAAACCUGGCCACUGUAGUGACGGCACACGCUGCUUUCCUACCAUGGUGUGAGUGGAAGUGACAGUCACGGCGUUGGGUAUGAACUGAAGAUGUGUCCCCCAGAGAAACCGUGUGAAUCCAGCUGAGCCCCCCAGCAGCAGCGGCCCAGCGGCCGGGGGACGUCAGCCCCCCUCACCCUGCCACCCUGCCCAGCCCUUUCUUCUCGGGACCUCCAGCCAGUCCCUGCCGUGUCUCAGAAAGUGGCAGAUGGGUUUUUUUUUUUCUUCUGAUACUGGAAAGAACAAACCGUAGCUAUUCCCUUUGAAUACAUCCAAAUUAUGUCAAGUGCUCGAGGGUUGCAGAGCAUUGUAAGCUCCCGUUGUAUCUGUAGGUGGCUUCCAUCUGUCCCCAAAGCAGAACUGAUGGCGCCAUGGGUGCCCUGGAGCCACAGCAGGGACUUUUGUUAGCGUGAGAGCAGGUGCGAUGGUAAUGGCUCUCAGCUGGGGACUUGGAGGCCAAUAGAGCCACGUUGUCUUGGUGUCCACUUCGGACAACAGCGUUUAGUCUGUCCUGCUCCUUACUGGCGGGACACACCCCCACGGACACACCCCGUGGACGGAGCCUGCAGUCUGCUUCGUGCUCCAGAGUUUGCCAGGGUGAAGCUGGGCAGGGACCCAACGAGGGGCCGGUCCCCAUAUACGGAGCCACAAAUGCUUCCUGCAUUUGGAAGAGCAAAUUAUGCCGCAUUUAUUGAUAAAAAUGAUUUUUCUACCUGAUUCCACAAUGUUGUCCUUUAAGUGGUAAACAUAAUUUUUAAAUUGCUAAGAGAAUUCCCAAGGCUUUUCUCUGCCCCAGUGGAGGCACCUGGAAGAGCCCAGGACAGCAUUGUGGGCAGAGGACAGAAGGUGACCUUUGAACACAGCAGGGUUUUGAGAUAUCUUUAGGAGAUUUUUUUGUAUUAGGGGGAUUGUGUUCAGUUCGGGCAAGUCUUUCUAGGUGUGGAGAGAAUCUGAAAUACGUCAGUGAAGUAAGUAGAAGUGAGCAAUUGUGAAUGUGUAAUGC
Molecule: messenger RNA, 3239 nt
Organism: Microcebus murinus (gray mouse lemur)
Lineage: Eukaryota; Metazoa; Chordata; Mammalia; Primates; Cheirogaleidae
Source: RefSeq, a predicted model, not a curated record